This is a messenger RNA of Phragmites australis (common reed), 1808 nucleotides long. RefSeq lists its product as uncharacterized. Lineage: Eukaryota; Viridiplantae; Streptophyta; Magnoliopsida; Poales; Poaceae. The transcript has 13 exons. The record is from RefSeq and is a predicted model, not a curated record. Gene Ontology annotation, cellular component: endoplasmic reticulum; COPII-coated ER to Golgi transport vesicle. Bases 141 to 1343 code for a protein of 400 amino acids.
CCAGCAGGAACUGGCCGGCGCGUCCAUUCCGUUUCGAUCGAACAAAGCCCCGAAAAAUAAAGCGAAAAUAGGAAGGGACAGGCCCGGCCUCCUCCUUCCCGAUUCGGCAACCCUAGCUGCCUCCCGAGAUCCCGUCAGCCAUGGACGGGCUCCUGUCCAAGCUCCGCAGCCUGGACGCGUAUCCCAAGGUGAACGAGGACUUCUACAGCCGCACCCUCUCCGGUGGCAUCAUCACGAUCGCAUCCUCCGUCGUCAUGCUCCUCCUCUUCGUCUCGGAGCUCCGAUUAUAUCUUCAUGCGGUUACGGAGACAACACUAAGGGUUGAUACCUCAAGGGGAGAAAAACUUCGCAUAAAUACACUUGUUGACAUCUACCUUUGUCUGAUGCCAAAAAUGCAGUUUGAUGUCGCCUUUCCAGCCCUUCAGUGUUCUAUAAUAAGCCUUGACGCAAUGGACAUCAGUGGACAAGAGCACCUCGAUGUGAAACAUGAUAUAUUCAAGCAGCGAAUUGAUGCCCAUGGCAAUGUUAUUGCGACGAGGCAAGAUGCAGUUGGUGGUAUGAAGAUGGAAAAGCCCUUACAACAUCAUGGUGGAAGGCUUGAACACAAUGAGACCUAUUGUGGAUCUUGCUAUGGUGCACAAGAAUCUGAUGACCAAUGUUGUAACUCGUGCGAAGAUGUUCGUGAAGCAUACAGGAAAAAGGGUUGGGGUGUAUCAAAUCCAGAUUCGAUUGACCAGUGCAAAAGGGAGGGCUUCCUUCAAAGUAUAAAGGAUGAAGAAGGUGAAGGAUGCAAUAUUUAUGGCUUCAUUGAAGUUAACAAGGUUGCUGGGAAUUUCCACUUUGCUCCAGGAAAAAGCUUCCAGCAGUCAAAUGUGCAUGUCCAUGACUUGCUUCCAUUCCAGAAGGACAGCUUCAAUGUCAGCCAUAAGAUAAACAAAUUAAGUUUUGGAGAAUACUUUCCUGGAGUUGUUAACCCCCUUGACAGGGCAUAUUGGGUGCAGCAUUCGUCUUAUGGAAUGUAUCAAUACUUCAUCAAGGUUGUUCCCACUGUCUACACUGACAUAAAUGGACACAUUAUUCUCUCAAAUCAGUUCUCUGUGACGGAACAUUUUAGAAGUAGUGAGAGUGGUCGGAUACAAGCUCUUCCUGGCGUGUUUUUCUUUUACGACCUUUCGCCAAUUAAGGUCACAUUCACGGAGCAACAUGUGUCAUUUUUACACUUCUUAACUAAUGUUUGCGCUAUUGUUGGAGGUGUGUUCACUGUUUCUGGAAUCAUAGAUUCAUUUGUAUACCAUGGCCAGAGAGCAAUCAAGAAGAAGAUGGAAAUAGGGAAAUUCAACUGAGUCUUGAAUAUUGCCUUCCAAUUGCUGCCAUUAAUCCCAUUUCCAGGGCUUCCUUUGGAAGAACUCUAGUUACAGUAGAGAGCAAGUCUGCUCCAAGUUUCAGAAAAGGGUGAACCAACGUUUUUUUUUUUUCCUCACGGCUUUUGCUCUUGCUGUGCUUGCCUCGCCUGCUUGCUUCUAGCAAAGAUACCAGCAAGCAAAACGGUCAUCAUGUACACUUAGAUGCUAUUUCACUCAGGAAAUGGAACAUUUCUGAGGUUCUCAAAUUUUGUAUGCUCUAGUCUAACAGGAAAACAUUUUAUUUUCGUUGUAAAUCUGUGUAAGGGGGCUCAAGCCUGUCUGUAGAUUUUGUUUUGUGCAAUUGUGUUGUUUGUAACAGGUUUUUUCCUCAGACAUUUGUAGCUUUUACAGAUCAGGUUCAAAAUGUAAAGACCAUUUUUCAAGGAAAGAGUUUCUAUUCUUUAA